Didymodactylos carnosus is the source of this 1833-nucleotide messenger RNA. NCBI's taxonomy places the organism in Eukaryota, Metazoa, Rotifera, Eurotatoria, Philodinida, Philodinidae. The record is from the annotation of a GenBank genome assembly.
AUGCCAGUUCGAUUUCCCCCUCGUCUUCUCACUGAUUGUUCUUCUGAUAAAUUAUUAUUACCUCUUCGUUCAACAAGAACCGUUAAACGUCGUUCGAGUUUAUUUGAAAAAAGCCGCGAUUGGGCUAGACGUAUUAUAUCAUCUCGUCGCAGGAAUCGACGACAUACUUCGUCGAAUGAUACCAUAAUAAUACAAGAUACUUGUUGUACUAAUUUUGAUACUCAAGAGGGAAAAAAGAAGAAAAAAAUCUUCAAUAGUCAUAGUCUUGAUGAAGACGGUUAUUUAUCACCACUGGAAAUCCAAGCUAAGUUAGAAAAUAUUUCCCAUGAAGAUGAUCGACAUUAUACAGUACCAAAUCGUCGACGUUCAGUUUCAAGAGUAUCGUUUAACUCCCCACCCUCUCUACCAGUCAUAGCCGAUCACGGAUUACAUUUGAGUAAUUCUGAAUCACAUCUUGUUUAUCGUUGUCAGUCGGUGCGUACAUUUAAACAACAACCACCAUCAACAUGUCUAUUAACAAAACGUUUGAGAGGGACAGAGUUAGUUGCUGAUAUCGAUGAUAAAAUAAGCCCAUUAUUAUAUGCGAAUGAUAUUACCGAGAAAACAAAUCGUUCAUAUCCUGUGACAUCGUUUGCAGCCGAAUAUAAAAAAAGUUUAAUAUUGCAUGAUGGACCUAUCGAUUAUAUUGAUUUCGACGUUAACGAUGUUGGAGAUCAAUUUCAACAAACUAGUCCUAGUCACGUGUAUUGUGCGGUUAGUGAACCGGAUGAGACAGAUGAUGUCCUUGAAGAUUUAAGAGUAUUAUUCGGUGAUGAUGACAAAUUAUCACCACCACCAACAGUGUCGACUCUACCUUCUAUUGGUACUUUACCAUCAUCAAGACGUCGAUUAGCGGCACGUACUUCUCCUUUGUCUUCUCGUCGAUCAACGAAUACAUCUUCAAUAUCAAGCGAUUCUGGUUGUUAUGUGAUGAAUAGUUUGAAUAGUGAAGUAUUUGAUCAACCAAUGAGUCCUAUGAAAAUGAUACCGUUACAUCUUGUCUCGUGUACAUUAUGUCCAUUAAUACCAGUUACAGUUUUUUCUGAUAACUCAGUACCAUCUUCUAACAUUUAUUCAACAGAGCAUAAAGAAUCUUCGUCCUCACCUGCAAAUGUUUAUUUUCAAUAUUCGACAUGUAAUUGUGGCCAUCACCAUCACUCAUCUAGUAACGUGAAGUUGUAUUAUCCACAAAGUGUAACGUAUGUAAAGCAAAAUGAUUCAUCAAUAAAAAAUUCAUAUUCAUAUCAUUCAUUAUCGAAAAAAAAAAAAUAUUCUUCAAGAAAAAAAUGUAUGUCAAAAGAAUCGGGAUCAUCGGUUAUUGAAAAUCAUAAUCGCUGCACUUGCCCAUAUUAUUCGACAAAUAAUUCUUUCUCUACGUGCAAUCGUCCCCAUAAAAUAACAGUCGAAGAACAAUAUAAAGCCAAAGAAACGUUUUUAUUGAACGAUGAUGAUAAAGAAUUAAUGGUUGUACCUUGGUACAAACCUGAUGCUGAAAGAGAGGCCGUUUGUGAUACGUUACAAAAAGCUGAUUAUGGCAUGUUUAUAUUACGAAACAGUAAAACGCAUACUGGUUGUUUUGCAUUAUCGAUUAAAGUACCAAAAUAUUAUCAAGAAAAUAAUAUCGUACAUUAUCUUAUUGAAAAAGUGAACAAUCAAGGUUACAGAAUAAAGGGUACGGUGAAAAUAUUUCCAAGUCUCGCGUCUCUUAUCACUCAUCAUUCUGUUAUGCCAGAAACUUUUCCUAUCACACUGAAUUUGGCAGCUUAUCAAGUAUCAAAUAGUCAGUUUCAAUAA